Messenger RNA from Xyrauchen texanus (razorback sucker), 2433 nucleotides. RefSeq names its product annexin A11a (gene anxa11a). Gene Ontology annotation, molecular function: calcium ion binding; calcium-dependent phospholipid binding. The record is from RefSeq and is a predicted model, not a curated record. Gene Ontology annotation, biological process: cytokinetic process; phagocytosis. The transcript is spliced from 15 exons. Lineage: Eukaryota; Metazoa; Chordata; Actinopteri; Cypriniformes; Catostomidae. Gene Ontology annotation, cellular component: cytoplasm. The coding region runs from base 148 to 1740 and encodes 530 amino acids.
GUCAUGGAAAAUGGAGUAAAGCGGAACGUAUGAGUCCCACCCACCUUUUUUUUAAAAUAUUACACUGCGUGUCCCACGAACCCACGUAGAGGUUAUCUGUACAUAGGAAGUGACUGACGGCCAAGCAGCUGCUUAUUCUACACAACUAUGAGCUAUCCAGGUUAUCCUCCCCAGCCCGGCUAUCCUCCUCAGGCCGGUGGAUACCCACCUCAACCAGGGAUGUACCCUCCUGCAGCAGGGGGAUACCUCCCUCAACCUGGGAUGUACCCCCCGCAGGCGGGUGCUUACCCGCCACAGCCAGGCGCCUAUCCUGGUCAACCAGGGGCUUAUCCUUCUGUACCCACAGGCGGUUGGGGUGGUGCUCCUGGUCCUUCAGGAAUGCCUGGUUUUAGUCUGGAUAAUAUGCCGAAUCCUGGAUUCAACGCUGGCAAUCUCCCAGGAAUGGCAAAUCAGUUCGCCGCCUCUAGUGGAUUUACCCCAAAUCCAUCCAUGUUCUCUCAAGCCCCUACUGGUUAUCCUGCCCCCCAGCCUGGGGGCCCACCUGCCCCCUCCCCUAACCAGCCCUAUGGCUUGUACCCUCAGCCAGGAGGAAGUAUGCCCCAAGGUCCGGGAAUGGGGUACCCUGGAGGGCCAGCCCCAGGUCAGCAGAUGCCAGGCUACCCAAAUGCACCGUCCCCCAAUCCGUCCAUGCCUAGCUAUCCCAAAGCACCCUCACCCAACCCGAACAUGCCUGCAUAUGGUGGUGGCUACGGAGGAGGAGCACCUGCAGUUCCAGCUAUCAAUCGUGGAUUCAGAGGGACGAUCCAAGCCUUUCCUGGUGCUGACCCGCUUAAAGAUGCAGAGGUCCUUAGGAAAGCCAUGAAAGGCUUUGGCACUGAUGAACAAGCCAUCAUUAAUUUGCUGGGAAGUCGCUCCAAUAAGCAGCGUGUACCACUCUUGGUAUCAUACAAGACUGCCUAUGGAAAGGACUUGGUUAAGGACUUGAAGUCUGAGCUUUCAGGGAACUUUGAGAAGCUUGUGCUGGCCAUGUUGAAGACUCCAGCUCAGUAUGAUGCAUGUGAGCUUAAAGAGGCAAUCAAGGGAGCGGGGACAGAUGAGGCCUGUCUGAUUGAAAUCUUGUCCUCUCGCUCUAAUGCAGAGAUCCGAGAAAUCAAUCAAAUCUUCAAAGCUGAGAAUAAGAAAUCACUGGAGGACGCUAUCAGUGGAGACACAUCUGGGCACUUCCGUAGACUGCUGGUCUCUCUCGCUCAGGGUAAUCGUGAUGAGAGGGAAAAUGUGGACGUAUCUAUAGCCAAACAGGAUGCUCAGGCUCUAUACCAAGCAGGAGAAAAUAAACUUGGCACAGAUGAGUCCAAGUUCAAUGCCAUCCUGUGUGCUCGGAGCAAAGCUCACCUCAGAGCAGUGUUUCAUGAGUACCAGCACAUGUGUGGCAGAGACAUUGAGAAGAGUAUUGAGAGGGAGAUGUCUGGAGACCUUGAGAGUGGCAUGCUGGCUGUCGUGAAAUGCAUUAAAAACACACCUGCCUACUUUGCUGAGAGACUCUACAAGGCCAUGAAGGGAGCGGGAACCAAGGAUCGCACUCUGGUCCGCAUCAUGGUGACCCGUUCUGAGGUGGAUUUGCUGGAUAUACGUCAGGAAUACAUGAAGAAUUAUGGGAAAUCUCUGUACACGGCCAUAUCAGGAGACACCUCUGGAGAUUACAAGAAACUACUGCUGAAGCUCUGCGGUGGAAGUGAUUAAAGACUAUAGAUGUUUGCAGGUCACAGAGGACAUAAAGCCACACCACGAUUUAUACACAUUACCCUAAUUUGCACUCUACUAUGUACUUGCAUGUUUUUUCCGUACUCAAUGCAAAAGCACUUAUGUGGAUAUAUGUUGCGCAUUACAUUACAUGGCGUUUUAUUUCUAUUUUUUUAUUACAAUCUCAAGAGUAGCAAACUAUCUUAUCUCUUUACGUGCCAUUUAUGCUGAAGGCAGUGGCCUAGCCAAUCAUGGAAUUAUUUUAUCAGAGCGAGUGCAUAGAUAUUGGAUGUAAUUGUUUCCACAAGUAUAUUUUAUUCUCAAGUUGAUGCCAUCAAAAAUUUGUGUUUAGUAUUGUGUACACAUCUGAAUAACAAAUACCAAGUUCACUGACUUUUAAGUAUUUGGAGUAAAUGUGGAGAGAAAAUGUGCCAUAGGUUUUAGUUUUAGACAUUAAAAUGAACAUUCAUUUGUGUCCAUAUCAAAGUAAAGAAAUUGAUAUUCUUAUGUUUAAUAUGCUUUCUUUUUUAACCAUGCAUGCUUCUCUUGCUGUAGCUAUUAUGUUUGUCAAUCACCUAUCUAUUGAGGCAAAAAAGAGGUAAUGAUGGUGCUGUCUUUGUGUGUAUUUUUUGUUUACCCUGUAUGCAGCCAAGCACAUAUAUGAAAUGCUAAGUAAAAUAUGCUUGAAAGAGA